GUCCGUGAGGCUAGGCUGUGAUCGUUCGUUCGGUGCCACCGCCACUUCCUUACGGUUACUAGUGCUCGCUGCUCGCUGUGCUUUUGGGUUCAGAGAUGGUUUGGAUCAGUGCAACGUUGGACAGGACUGAGGACGCGAGUCUUAAAUAGGCAUUGUAGGCGUCAGCUUAGCAAUAUGACGGCCACGCAAGCAACUUUCCUUUUUUGCACUCUUUUGCAGGCUAUCCUAGCUGGAGGUCAAAUGGCUGAGCCCGAACCAGAAUUCUUGGCCCCACUGGAGAACCACACAGUUACACAAAAUAGAGACGUCUGCUUUACGUGUGUCGUUAAUCAUCUUUCUUCUUACAAGGUGGCCUGGAUCAAGUCUGACACUAAAGCUAUAUUGGCCAUUCACACUCAUAUGGUAGCACAGAAUCCAAGGCUCUCAGUCACACAUAAUGGCCACAACACAUGGAAACUGCAUGUAUCUAAUGUUCAGAAAAAUGAUUCUGGAACUUACAUGUGCCAAAUCAAUACAGAUCCUAUGAGAAGUCAGAUGGGCACUUUGGAGGUGGUGAUACCGCCGGACAUUUUGAACGACAAUGAGUCCGCCGACGGGGCCGGGGUGGCCAUCGAGGGGGGGACGAUCAGGCUGAAGUGUCACGCCACCGGUGUUCCUGAGCCUACGGUACUGUGGAGGAGGGAGGACAGCAAAAUGAUAGUACUGCGUCACGACGGAGGAAGAGACAAACAAGUCCUCCGAUCAUUUGACGGCGAUACGUUAGUUUUAACGAAUGUACAACGUACAGAUAUGGGAGCGUAUUAUUGCAUCGCAAGCAACGGAGUACCACCGUCCGUCAGCAAAAGAUUCCCCGUCAUGGUCCAUUUCCAACCCCUGAUAAGGGUGUCGAAUCAGCUAGUGGCCGCCCCCAUAGAAAGUGACGUUCUCGUACAGUGUUACGUCGAGGCAUCGCCGAAGGCAAUGAACCACUGGAUGCGAGACAACGGCGAAAAACUAAUAUCCAACGACAAAUACGUAAUGGAAGAGACAUACCUAAACGAAUACUCCUUACUUAUGAACUUGACAAUACGAAAGCUCGAGAAAAGAGACUUCGGCGGCUACAUUUGCCAUUCGGUGAACGCCAUGGGCAAAACGGAAGGAGUUGUACGAUUGCAAGAGCUGCAUCUAAUAGUGAAAUCUACAAGUACGGCGAGCACACCGCGAUACAUAGAAACAAAGCCGAGGAAGCCGCCGCACAAAGACAAACCGAAAAAAUGGAAACAAUCAAAGAAAAAGGAAACUGGCGACAACAAAAACGACGAGGAACACGAAAUGACCACACUACUGUUACCUGAGAUACGAACGCAGCCUCCAUUCCCAACAACAAUACCCAGCGCUAGUAGAUCGCCAUCUUGGACGCUCCUACAAAGGAACAACGCUGGCUUGCCCUUCGAUAGUUAUAACUGUACUCUCAUUGUAUUUAUUGUGUUUCAGUUUUAUACUAUUUAUAGGGAGAUCUAAAUUGUGAACUACUACUAAAAAAAACGGCCAUCGGUUUCGUAUUGUCGAGUAAUUUAAUUGAAGGCUGUAGCGUUUCUCAACAAAUGAUUGUAGUUAAUGGUUUAAGGUAAGUUUAAGAAAAUUGAUUGCUGGUGAACGUUACCACCUGCUACUUCUUACAUUUGUUUUAAAUUCAGGGUUCAUUAUACUUUUACCCAUGUAGGUAUGUGCAUUUUUCUAAACAAUAUAAAUGUAAUAACCCUUCCCAGACUUAUGGGAUGUAUAAAUCAAAUGUUAACUGUUUUAGAGCGAAUUUGUUUGACUGCUUCGACGUUGCUUUAAAAGUGAACUGCUUUUUGGGUAUGACUGAACAGAUGGCCCUAAUAUUGAUUGAUUAUACACGCUUUUGGCCGUUUUUUCCUCGAAUUUAUCAUAACCAAACAGUAGCUAUAAAAUUUUAUUAACCCUUAUUAAAUUCUUAACACCUUAGUACUCAUUAAUAAGGGUUAAUACUAUUACUGUAAUUUCUACAUGUAUAUUAAAUCUUAGAACAUUCGGAAGCAAGUAAAGGGAUACAAUUAAAGUUAUAAUAUUUCAAUAUUUUAAUAUAAAAUUUUAGUAAAUUUAUAGUCAAAUUGAUUGCGUACAAUAAUUAUAUCACUAGUAAGCAAUCAAUUUGAUUUUGUCGAAAAUUUAUAAUAUAGAAAAUGAUUCUGGACGUCUUCCUGGCAUAAUCAAGAGGCUGGAAUUCAGUUAAAGGCCAUUCAGCCCAUGUUAUAUAUAACCAGUCUGGUUUUGCUGAGACAGGGUGUUUCAAAAAUACAUGCCUAGUGAAUUUAUAUUUAAUGCACAUCGCCGUUUUUGACCCACCCUAUAAAACAACUCAUUUUGAGUUUCAUAUCAAAAUGUCUUCCCUUGUAAGUCGUGAUAUACGUUUUAUCGGGAUGAAAAUUUAUAUUUUGUGAAUGUGGAUAAAGAAAUUUAUUUACUUUGUUGUGUUAGUUUAUACACUGUGUAAUUAAUAAAACUUAAUUAUGAUUUUAAAUUUGCUUUAUUUUGAAGAUGUAAAAGGCAAAUUAACAGAAAUGUGAAUAUUUAAAAAGAUGUUAAAAAUACGUUUAAUCGACAACACAAAUUGCAAAAUAUUUUCAUCCUGUCUCAGAAAUUUAAAGGACUUGCAUUGUUCCCCAAGACAAUCUAAGUUGUUUAAAAUUCACGUAUUUCAAAUUCAAAAAUGAAUGUUUGACCCUUAUAUAUUUAACGAAAUUUACUUUACGACAUUAAAAUCUGACCAAUCUAUGUUUUUAUACACCUACGUCAACAAAAAGCAACGACAAUAAGUAUCAGCAAUUGCAUAUCACCAUUGUUACCUAACAUAUCAUUUAAUCAGUUUUCGUGAACUUAAUUAAUUUUUUGUUAAAUAUAUAAGGAAGAUUAUGUUAUUAAUUUAACCCUGUACAUAUUAAAUUGAACAUCAACUAAUAAUGACAAUAUAUUAUUCGUAAACUAACCUAAUUUGUACCUAAUAUUUGUAACGACAAUAGCAUAUUAAAAAAAAACUUCAAGUACCAAUCAAAAACAUAAAAGAAAUCGAAACAAUAAUUUUAAAAUUAAUGUAACAAAUCCUUAAUGUCUUCCGAAUUGAUUACAUAUAUUUUGUUUGUAAUUUUAUUUAUUGUAAAAUUACGGUGCUUCGAAAAUGAAUUAAUUUUUGUAAUAAUGUUAGGCAUAACCUAUUGUUAAGAGAAUUGUGUUAAUAUUAUUUAAAUUAAUCUAUAUUCAUAUAUAAUAAAAUAUGUUGAUAAAUGUCAAGAAUUAUUUACUCCUUUACACAUCCUUUUUGAUUUUUUGCUUUAAAGAGUUGCUCUUUGAAGUGUAAAAACUAAGUAAUUUUUGAUGUUUAUUAAAGAGCUUCGUAUCAUUUACAGGUUAUAAUUUUUGGUAGGAUGUUUAUUUAAAAAUUGUUACCCAUAAAAUAUAAAAAUACGAAGUUAUCGUGUAGGUGUUUUUUUAAAGAGAUAAAAAGAACAAUCAGACAUUGUUUCAUAGAGUAGUAAAUAUGUAAUUAAGAGAAAAUGUUACACAAUAAAUUUGUUAUGUAUUUAUCGGUGUAUAAUGUAAUGUAUAAAAAAACAUUAUAUCUAUAUUUACCUCAAACAA
Molecule: messenger RNA, 3639 nt
Organism: Aethina tumida (small hive beetle)
Lineage: Eukaryota; Metazoa; Arthropoda; Insecta; Coleoptera; Nitidulidae
Product: lachesin-like
Exons: 9
Coding region: 175-1500 (441 amino acids)
Cellular component (GO): neuron projection
Source: RefSeq, a predicted model, not a curated record